AUGAUAAAAUUUUUAAGAGCUUCAAAUAUCAAAACAACAGAAUGCGGAUCAUGCUAUGGAGCAUCAAAUGGAUGCUGCAAUUCAUGUAAAGAAGUAUUAGACGCUUUCCAAAAAAUUGAAAAAAGUCAUCCUCCAACGGCCAUGAUUCAACAAUGCAGGAAUACGUUUUCUGAUGCAGAUUCACUCAUAAAUGAUAGUUGUACUCUUGGCAUUACACUGACUGUCCCUCAUACUCAUGGCAGUUUUUUCAUUACUAUUGGCCAAAACACAACUAAUACAUCAGCAGACUAUUUAGGAGUUCCUAAGGAAAAUCUGAACUUUACACACUCAUUUGACUUCUUUUCGAUGGGAGGAGGCUAUCAUCCUGCGCAAAUUUUACAAAAUUAUAUGAAAGUUCAAAAAGAAUACGGAAGAUAUAAAGCAAUGUAUUACAUUAGAGCUACACGUAUUCUUAACGAUUAUGAUACUCAAUACAGUCUUUCUGUAACAAGUUAUGAUAGAUAUCGUGAUGAAUCAUCCGAUAAAUUGCCUGGUGUUUUCAUCAAUUAUGAUAUAUCGCCCCUUAUCCUUCAAUACGUUCUUGAUCGACCAAUUUAUCAAAUAAUAAUUGACAUGAUGGCCAUAAUUGGAGGUAUAUUUGCCUUUGGCCUCCUAAUUGAUAAUAUCUACUUAGCAUCGACGUUACAAUCAAGUCAAAUUGUUUAA
Molecule: messenger RNA, 705 nt
Organism: Trichomonas vaginalis G3
Lineage: Eukaryota; Parabasalia; Trichomonadida; Trichomonadidae
Product: vesicle-mediated transport
Exons: 1
Coding region: 1-705 (234 amino acids)
Cellular component (GO): endoplasmic reticulum; COPII-coated ER to Golgi transport vesicle
Source: RefSeq, a predicted model, not a curated record